Physcomitrium patens is the source of this 2562-nucleotide messenger RNA. The record is from RefSeq and is a predicted model, not a curated record. NCBI's taxonomy places the organism in Eukaryota, Viridiplantae, Streptophyta, Bryopsida, Funariales, Funariaceae.
GCUGCUGCUGCCUGCAACAGGCACCUGCCCUUCGAUCUCCACGGAGACUCGCAGAGGUUCGUGGUGGUGAUUCCAGGAUCUCGAUGUGCGCCGCUUCUGCGUCUUCCAGUCUUGUUUGCAGCCACGCGAGCGUCAGAGAAUUCUGCUGAAUUGCUUGCUUCUUGUUGACGCGAGGAUCCAGUUUUCGCUCGAGAGCGUUUCCGAAUUCUUGAUUUUUUUAGGUUUGGAGUUAUUUUCACAAUGUUUUACGCUGGAAUUACUUCAGGAAGGAUUCAUUUGCCAGGUGUACAGUAAUCUAUAGGCGUCACACAUUUGUCAUUCUUUCGUGCUGAGCGCUGUGAUGACGAUUUUCGAGAACGGAGCAGCUUCCAGCAGAUGUUGACAACCUGAUCGUGACAAUAGCGUAGGCUCGAUGGGGUUGCGAGUAAAUUCCGGUGAGGUGGACGAAGCCCAGUUGCGUUCAGCGAUGGCGAACGAAGUUCCAGAGUUGGGGCCAUCUUCGGAGCCCCUGCCUCGCAAAGCCAUCGUGUGUUAUGGUACAGGUCACAUGCUCAAUGACCUCACAGCAGCUUGCUGGUUCACGUAUCUUUUGAUCUUCCUCACGGACAUUGGGCUUUCGCCUCGGGAAGCUGCGACGGUGAUGCUUUCAGGUCAGAUAGCUGACGCCAUUGCUACCGUUGUUGUGGGCCAAAUGAUCGACACCUUUGGUCACUUCAAGAUCUGGCACGCUGGAGGGUCACUCCUCGUGGCCGUUUCCUUUUCUUCCGUGUUCGGGGGAUGCAUGGCGUGUGCCUUGCUCGGUAACAACUACGCCGUUGCUCACACUAUUGGUUACAGCGCAUUUGCAGCUAUCUUCAACGUCGGAUGGGCUGCCACACAAGUUUCUCAUAUGUCCUUGGUGAACUGUAUUACUUCAAACCAAAGCAGCCAAGUUUCCCUCAACAGCUGCAGAAAUGCAUUCACAAUGGCUGCAAAUCUCGGGUUGUACGUGAUCGCGUAUUUGGUGUUCCGAAUCCUGCCAUCUAAGCAAGUCUGUGAUGUUGAGACUCAGUUCAAAUGGAUAGCAGGGUCCGCCAUCGCUGUGGGAAUAUGCUUUGUGGUAGUGUUUCAAAUUGGAGUGAAAGAACCAAGUCUUUCGCAUCACAAGGAGGGUAGCCAGGAAUGCAAUUCCAGAACAAGCUUCAAAGUCUGGUUCGGAAAGUUGCUCUACUAUCAAGUCGCGGCUGUCUACAUGCUCACGCGGCUCACCACUAACGUCUCGCAGGCGCUUUUGCCUUUCUACCUCAUUGAUGAUCUUCUCAUGGAAGAAUCGUCCAAGGCUGUGGUGCCUGCCUUGAUAUACGCGUGCAGCUUCUUAGCUUCUAUUGUCUUACAGGAGUUGCGAUGGACAAGCUUUCAGCUCAAGUCUGUGUUCACGAUGGGAGCUGCCCUGUGGGUGUUGUCCGGCGCCACUUUCCUACUUCUUCCGCAGUCUCUACACGGGCCGGUCUAUGUUCUCGCAGUUCUUAUCGGCGUAGGAAAUGCUUUCAUGCUGGUGACUGCGACGAGUAUGGAAGGGGUCUUGGUGAGCACCAAUCUCAGCGGCUGUGGAUUUGUCUAUGGCUCUCUCAGCUUCUUGGACAAAUUCGCAUGUGGCAUUGCUCUCUACUUGAUUGAAGGCAUGAAUGUUCAAACGCGGUUUUGUCCAACCGCGAAUGUUAUGGGACAGAGCUUGUUGAGCUUUCCUCCGAUCUGCCACUACUCUCUGAUCCGUGUGGCGCUGGCGCUCGUUCCAAGCGGAUGUGCCUUCCUCGCAUGGAUCAUCACCACUACCAUGAAGUUUGAUGACUCCACCCUAGAAAAUUCUAGAACCACAUUAGAUGAUUCUCUCGCCUCUUUACAGACACCGCUAUUGCACGCUACCCCAGCUGCAGAAGAAUCUGACGUCACCCACAUGAAGAGGUUGCAGGGAGGCAACUCGUCGACUCCAUGUUCAAUUAGAGAACGAAGAAAGAGUGCUGACAGCCACGGAAUAACCGAUUUGGGGUCACCUGGUGACGACCUGGUAGAUUCCGGAAUUGAAAGUAAAGAAGUAACAUCACGGAUGCAAGACGAAGAGGCACCUUCUGUAUGGAAAAUGCUGGGGCACGCUAUGGUUGGACGUUGGGGCUCCAUCCGCCCUGCCCAGCUGCCUUUCUUACAGUAAUCCACCCACACCAAUCUCCUCCAUCUCAUCGAAUUAGGUUCGUUGCACACCACAAUUUUACAAAUGAAGUUGUGGAUCGGAAACCCGCUUCACUUCCGCAAGCGUGGUGACAUACAUCCGGUGGUCCAGAAUCCAAUUCUAUACAUUCUUUUCUAGCAUUGAUUAUUAUAACUAGACUUGCCCGUAUGUAGACCAAUUCCUCAACUGCUGAACACGCUUAGAUGGCUUCAUCGUUUUGAAGCUUGUGAGUAGUCGCUCUUGUAUAGGAUGCGGAUAUUCCUUCAGGGUACCAUCUCGUUACCACUGUUUAUGUAUUCAUAAAAUCCACAUCUUGUAGAUUCAUGUGAAUAUGAAAUACUUGCAAAGCUUUCCAAUUC